Psylliodes chrysocephalus is the source of this 457-nucleotide messenger RNA. NCBI's taxonomy places the organism in Eukaryota, Metazoa, Arthropoda, Insecta, Coleoptera, Chrysomelidae. The record is from the annotation of a GenBank genome assembly.
GUGGUCUCUGACCUAUCUUAUCAUAAGAAAAUAAUAAAACAGAAAAGUAAAUGUCUUGGUAAACGUUUUGAAUAAUUAAUGAAUAACCAUCCACUAGCAAGAGAUAAAGAAAAACGUUUGUGGCUUUUUAUUAGCAUGGUUAAAGAUCAGGUCACAGAAAAUAUGGUCAUAACACAUUUAGAAAAAAAGUGUGACAGAAAAGACUUGUUAUCUGUGAAGGAAGUACGAACAUAUAAAAAAACUGCUAACAACAAAUGCUUUAAGAUCAGAAUGCAAUAUGAUCCUAUGAUCAGGCGUACAUUGGAGGUUUCUGGCCACGUGGGAUGGCAGUCUACCAGUACGACUUUAGAAAAUAAGAAAAUAGAUAUAAAAACAACAAGGAAGCAGACCUACUAGAUGAAAAUUUUCUGGAUGUCAAUCAAAUGCAAGACCUGACAUAAUUCUAACAGAAGAAUAU